This is a messenger RNA of Cherax quadricarinatus, 2133 nucleotides long. RefSeq names its product protein Mpv17. Gene Ontology annotation, biological process: cellular response to reactive oxygen species. The record is from RefSeq and is a predicted model, not a curated record. Gene Ontology annotation, cellular component: cytoplasm; mitochondrion; membrane. NCBI's taxonomy places the organism in Eukaryota, Metazoa, Arthropoda, Malacostraca, Decapoda, Parastacidae.
ACUGAAGUAGAAAUAUUCAUUAUUAAUUUGCAAUAAUGGGUUCGGUAGUCAGAGUUUACUCAAUUUUACUUCGUAAAUACCCAUUAGUAGUCCAGUCUCUGCAAACUGGUGCAUUGACAGGAGCUGGAGAUGUAUUGUCACAAGUAGUUAUAGAAAGGAAGUCAGCAAAUCAGUAUGAAUGGCAGCGUACUGCUCGUUUUUUUUCGAUCGGUACAUUUUUUAUAGGUCCUGUGCUAUCAAAAUGGUAUAAAUUGUUAGAUAUAAAAAUUGGGCCUGGCAAAGGGGUGAGAGCUCUGAAGAAGGUUGCAGCCGAUCAAGCAUUCUUUGCACCUUUGUUUUUGGGUGUCUUCUUGAUUGUGCUUGGAGGCAUGAAGGGAAACUCGCCUCAAGAAAUUCAGAAGGAUGUCAAGAAGAACUACAAAGACAUUUUGCUGACCUGUUGGAGUGUUUGGCCAGCUGUUCAAAUCUGCAACUUCUCUUUUGUUCCUCUGCAUCACCAGGUGCUUGUGGCUCAAACAUUUGCAUUAUUUUGGAACACUUACCUGGCCUGGAAGACAAACAAAGACAGUGCACUUCAGAAGCCCAUUAGUACCACUCAAAGUCAAUAAGUAGAUCAGACUUUUAAGAGGAAAAGUUAUUUAAGCUUUUAAGAAAUGGAUCUCAUGAGAUAUUUUCAGUAUAUUGCAAGCAGAUUAUCAUCAUUUAAGAAUGUGAUUUUAGUAAACUUACCUGUUAAAAACAGGUUAAAUGUUAAGAAACAAGCGAGAUAUUUUAGAUUAGUACAACACUUUCUAUGCAAAGAAAAUGCUUUACAAAAAUUUCAUGUCACUAUUUCUGUGUACAAUAUAAUUUUUAGAAUUAAUGUAGCAUAAUUUGGGUUUCAAAAUUUUGUUUGAUUCAUUAUAAUGUUUUUCAUGAAUUAUAAAAUACUCCAUUCAGAGUUGAAGUUUGAUGAACAGUACAGUAUGAGUAAAGAGUUCUGUUUUUUUUUUUAUUAUUUUCAUUUAAUAAACAUCCAUAUUUAGACCCAAGAUUCUGUUAUUGUUUGAAAUUAUUUGUAUUAUGUUUGUCUUUGAAAAGUAAAGUGUCUGGAGACUAUCAUUACUGUUUGCAGUUGUGGACUGGAGUUUUAUAAAAAUAUGCAGGAAUGUGAAAAUAGAAGAUGUGUAUUAUAAAAAACAAUAAUUUAUUGAAUGAUGGGCAAACUGCCAAUUAACAGAAUAAAAUGAAAGGAUUGUAGCAGUACUCAUCUUUACGGACAAAGUUUCACACAUGAGCAACUCAUCAUCCUGUAGAGAUUCACUUUACUGCCUCCAUUUUACCCCAAAAUGCUGUAGUUUGUGUGGAUGGAGAAGGAGCCUCUGUUAACCUUUAAAUUGGGCAUGAUAUACUGUAUAUGUAGUGUAUGUACAGUACUGCUAGGUGAGAAACUGGGAACAGCAUAUAAGUACAGUUCAUACAAAUCAUAGGUUCAAAUGAAGUGCCAUGUAAUGUAAUUUUGCUAGGUAAACAACUUAGCUUUUAUGUGGCAAAUUUACAUCCUGCCAAAAAUGUCUUUGGUACCACAAAAGAGGGAAUGUUCAAUAACACACUACUCUGGCAGUCGUGGUAUCAUUGGGAUAUUAUUCAAAAAUUUUGAUGGCAGCAGUGAUGAUAAUAUACAGCUAGCCCUCCAUUUUCGCGAGCUUCAAAUAUUCGUGAAUGCCCAAUGUUUUGUUUGUUCAUCAUUUGUUAUUAAACCAUAACAUGUAUGUACAUUAUUUUAUGAUGUUUUCUUGUGUUUUAUGAUUGUUCGUGGUUCAACAGGUUAAGGAAGCAGUAUUGUUAGGCAAAGUAAAUGCUAUUAUUAUAUUUCCCUACAAUAUAUUUGCGCAUCAAAACAUUCGCAAAUGCUACAGCACAGUAUUAUCAUAUGUAUUUCCCUACAUCAUAUUUGUGCACCAAACAUUCACGAAUUUUCAAGAUUCCCAAGAUUCUUGAUCCCCUAACCCUCGCAGAUGUGGAGGGCCUUCUGUAUACUAUAUACUUUGUGAAAAUAACAAAUAAAAUCUACAGUAAGUGUGUUUAAAUUGAUUUAAACAAAUUGGAUUUAUGUUAACUCAUACACAAAUAAAAGUAUGUUUCAAAUGUUAA